Molecule: messenger RNA, 1482 nt
Organism: Thalassophryne amazonica
Lineage: Eukaryota; Metazoa; Chordata; Actinopteri; Batrachoidiformes; Batrachoididae
Gene: pdhx
Product: pyruvate dehydrogenase complex component X
Exons: 11
Coding region: 25-1479 (484 amino acids)
Biological process (GO): pyruvate decarboxylation to acetyl-CoA
Cellular component (GO): pyruvate dehydrogenase complex; mitochondrion
Molecular function (GO): acyltransferase activity
Source: RefSeq, a predicted model, not a curated record
CGUGCACUGUCAGAGGACGACAACAUGGCGGCCUCCCUGCGUUUGGGAAGUCGGGGGGUUUUCUUCGGGCUCAGAUUUUCACAUUUUAAAACCCGUUUGUGGAUCAAAUCUUCAUUCCAGGACCACGUCAGGUGUUUGUUUCGGUCCCCGUGCGUCUUCGGUGUCACCCCUCUCAAAGUACAAAUGCCCGCUCUCUCCCCCACAAUGGAGGAGGGAAAUAUAGUCAAAUGGCUGAAGAAGGAAGGUGAGGCAGUUGCGGCAGGUGAUGCACUUUGUGAAAUUGAGACCGACAAGGCAGUUGUUACAAUGGAAUCUAAUGAUGAUGGUAUCCUCGCAAAGAUCUUGAUGGAGGAAGGCAGUCGCAGCAUACGUCUGGGCACUCUCAUUGCCCUCAUGGUGGAAGAGGGGCAGGACUGGAAGCAGGUUGAGAUACCUCCACUAGAGGCUGAAGUACCUGUUACAACACCAGCAGCUGCGGCACCAAUUGUACCUUCUCCUUCUCCACCAAUACAGUCCUCAUCAUUACUGGUACGUAUGAGCCCUGCCGCAAGACACAUCUUGGACACACGUGGUGUAGACCCAAAGCUGGCCACUCCAACUGGGCCAAGAGGACUUAUUACCAAGGAAGAUGCACUGAACCUUUUAAAAAAGCCAUCUGUCUGUAAAGACACCUCUGCCAUGGUUGCACCAGCAACCCCGAAACCAGUCCCACCUCCAGCACCUGUUCCUGCCCCCCCAGGAAGCACACUCACCAUACCACGCCUCUCUGUACCAGGCAAACCAGGGGCACCGGGCACAUUCACAGAGAUCCCAGCCUCAAACAUCCGACGUGUGAUUGCUCAAAGAUUAACGCAGUCGAAGACCACCAUCCCCCAUGCUUAUGCCUCUCUUGACUGUGACAUGGCUGCUGUCAUGCAGCUCCGCAAAGAUCUGGCUCAAGAAGACGUCAAAGUGUCUGUGAAUGAUUUCAUUGUCAAGGCAGUUGCUGUUACGCUUAAAGAGAUGCCAGAAGUGAACGUUACCUGGUCUGGUGAUGGUCCCCGCACGCUCGAUUCAAUCCACAUCUCAAUCGCUGUGGCAACUGGCAAGGGCCUCAUUACCCCCAUCAUCAAGGAUGCUGCGAACAAGGGCAUCCAGGAAAUCUCUGCUAAUGCUAAGGUCUUGGCCCAAAAGGCUCGUGAUGGGAAACUUCAGCCAGAGGAAUAUCAGGGAGGCUCACUAUGCGUAUCUAACUUGGGCAUGUUCGGUAUCAGCGGUUUCAGCGCAGUAAUCAACCCUCCUCAGGCAUGUAUCCUUGCUGUUGGGACCUCCAGGACCGAGUUGCAGCUGUGUGAGGACAACCAGACCCUGCGUACCCAGCAACUGAUGACCGUUACUCUCUCCAGUGACGGGCGACUCGUGGAUGAUGAAUUGGCCGCACGCUUUCUGGAUAAAUUCCGUGCCAACCUAGAAAAACCACAGUGCAUGUGCCUCGUCUGAAAA